UAGUUGAUGAAUAAUGGCCUUGAACAAAAAAAUACUUCAAAAGGAAGAAAUGAAAUCCUCCUCCCGGGGACGAACGACGCUCAAGCGACAGUGCAUCAGCAUUCAGUCUAGGAUCACGGAUUUGUGAUAAACAGAUAAGAUGAAUUUCAACAUUUUGCAAUGCGGUGUUCUGUCCACUUUGUGUCUUAUUCUAUGUCCAAGUACAGUACAAUCACUGGAACCCAUCGAUAGGCCUCCCUUUUACCUCAAUGAACGAGAGUGCAUGGACAUGUUCCCAGAAUCUUUACAAAAAGACGCCACCAAUGCAAAGCUAAGGAAAUCUGAAGAACCGUUUGAUCUCUCUCUCGACCGGAAAGAAUAUAACCCAGAUGCGUCUGUCACAGUUAAAGUCUUUACAAAGGAGAGUUUCUUUCCUGAACAAUCUAUCUUUGGGAUAUUGCUGCAAGCCAGGGUGGCAAAGUGUGAGGGCAAGGAUAAUCAGAAAGCCAUCGGAAUAUUUCAACGGACAGAACAACAGACAGACUUGGAGACUGUCAAGUGUGACAAUUCACUUGCCAACGGGGUUGCUUUUAACGUCUUUGAAAAAGGUUUAGAAGAAGUGUCCAUUAGCUGGACCCCGCCUUCUGCAUCGGAAACUCGGACUCUUUAUUUUGUAGCAACAGUAUUGGGAGUCAAUGAAACCUUCUACACGAACAUAGCAAAUGGCUUCAUUGUCCAUCACUCUAGUAACCACUCGCUUGAACCCAAGAUGUGUCCACUUCGAAGUUUCUUCCAUGAGAGUGGGUCCAUAUGUCUCAGGGGGUCCGAGCACCUGGUCUCAGCUCUUCUGUCUGUGUUGCUGCUUCUAUUCAGAUCAUGAAACUACGUGUUUCAAUGCGAGAGAUGUGCAAAGAUGGUCUUGCUACAUAUGAAAUGUCUCUGGAUUUAUAACGCUGGGCCUCCAAUUUAUUCUUAGAACACUUUUAUUAUGUAUUCAUGGUAUAAAACUACAAUUUUAUGAGUCAUUAAAAUGACCUAAUGCAAUUGGUGUUCGUCCGUCUGCGUGCAAGGUGCGUUAAUAAUGAAACAUUCUUACUUCAUUUUGAAAACCGCAUCGCCAAUUUCAAUUGUGAUUGUAUGCAUCGGGGGGGGGGGGGGGGUGUAAGAGGAACAAAAUUUGUAAAUAUUAUGACUCUUGCUCAACAGGGACCAUACGGGCAUGCACAGGCACGUGUUUCUAAAAUCUACCCCAUAGUAUGCAUGCUGUAGGAUGAAUUUGACUACAAAAACAAACGCCUGUGGGGUCAUGGCUAAAAUUGCCAACAUUUGACCUUUUAAAAAAAGCUUCUCUACUAUAACAAAUCCGAUUUUAAAAAACCUGAUUUUAUUGUUGUAUAGACCAAGAAGGCCUCUACCGUUAAU
This is a messenger RNA of Magallana angulata, 1401 nucleotides long. RefSeq lists its product as uncharacterized. The record is from RefSeq and is a predicted model, not a curated record. The transcript is spliced from 5 exons. The coding region runs from base 140 to 859 and encodes 239 amino acids. Lineage: Eukaryota; Metazoa; Mollusca; Bivalvia; Ostreida; Ostreidae.